Coniosporium apollinis CBS 100218 is the source of this 1167-nucleotide messenger RNA. RefSeq lists its product as uncharacterized. The record is from RefSeq and is a predicted model, not a curated record. The transcript is spliced from 2 exons. Gene Ontology annotation, molecular function: DNA binding, bending. Gene Ontology annotation, cellular component: nucleus. Lineage: Eukaryota; Fungi; Ascomycota; Dothideomycetes. Gene Ontology annotation, biological process: positive regulation of mating-type specific transcription, DNA-templated. The coding region runs from base 1 to 1167 and encodes 388 amino acids.
AUGGCGACUGCGGCGCUUCCGGAUGUCUUGUCUCAGUAUCUGAAGACCUGCACCCCCAAGCAGAUUGCAGCGAUCAUCAGCAACCUCCCUGCCUUUCAAACCGAAGGCGCAGCGACUGUUACCGCGAAUGCCUCCAACGGUAGCAUGAACUCCCUUGCGCCCACAAAAGCGAAGAAACGCAAGCUCGCAUCGGACGACAAGGCUGGAAAGCCCUCCAGACCUCUCAACUCUUGGAUGGCCUUUAGAUCCUACUAUUCUCCGAUCUUCAUGAAGACCCAACAAAAGGCAAUCUCUGGCCUCAUGACGAAGAUGUGGAAGGAAGAUCCAUUCAAGGCGAAGUGGACCGUCCUGGCUUCAGCCUACUCUGCUAUCAGGGACAACGUCGCCAAGUCUGAUGCACCUUUGGACGAAUUCCUUCGUAUCUCUGCGCCGUACAUUGGCAUCAUCGAGCCGGUCGCGUACCUUGAGGUGCUUGGCUGGAAAAUCACCAAACUUGAAGCUGACGUGACCGCUCUCGUACGAGUUUUCACGCCUGACCUCAACUCCUUCGAUGCCAGCAUUCGUACGUCUAACCUGUCGGUCGACGACCUUGCCGAUCGUUGCUAUGAAAUUGGUUACAUUGCCCUCGAGAACCUCAAUGCCAUCAAGACACGCUCUCUCUCAAUGGCAAUGAAUCCGGCCAUGACUGUCGCGCAACCAGCCGUGAAGAAGGUCAAGGCUGCCCCUACUCAAAGUUCUCCUCCUCAAGAGCAACCCGCUAUCGCUCAGUCUGCGAUCAAUUCGGGCAAUGAUUUCGACUUCACGACGCUUGGCGCCAUCUUUCAGCCAGGCAAUGCCUCGACAACCACAGCAGAACUCCCUCAGGUGGCGGCAGAAGUCGGACACAUCGUUAGCGUUGCUGAGACUCAACUAGCAGCCGCUGAUGGUAUGAUGGCGAACGACUUCAGCGUUCAACACCCAAACGCGAAUGGCCAUGGUGCGAGUGCGACGGUGUAUCAGCAGCAGUUCACCAUCGCUGAACCCGACUACUCCUCGUUCCAUCCGGAUUAUGACUUCGGUACCCCGUCCUUCGAUCCGCUUGUUGGAGAUGCGUUCGACAUCUACGACAUCACCAACCCCGAAGAGUUGCUCAGGAACUUCCUGGCUAACAGUGUCUUCGACCUGUAG